UCCUCUGAUUACUGCACUGAGUUGUUGACUAAGACCAGAGGUGUCGAACUCAUCUUAGUUCAGGUUACACAUUCAGCCCAGUAAAAUCACAGCAUAAUAACCUAUAAAUAACCACAACUCCACGUUUUCCCUUUUGUUUUAGUGCAAAGAAUUAUGCUCUGAAAAUGUCCACAUUUCAGGAAUUAAAAAACAGGACACAAAAUGUCAAAAGUGAGAAACAAAAUGACAAAAAAUGAGACAAAUGGCUCGGAAAAAAAACAAAGGAGACAAAAAAAUUAGACAAAGAAGUUACAAAGCGACAAAAAAAUUACAAAAAUGAGACAAAAAUUACACAAAUAACACAAACGAGAAAAAAAAUGACAAGUGAGAAACGAAACAAAAGAAUGGACAAUGCAAGACGACAAAAACGAUACUCAAAACAAUGAAUAAAGCAAAACACAAAAUGAUAAAAUAUGACAACAAAACACAAGCGAGACAAAAGGAAACACAAAACAAACAAAAUGACAAACAUGAGACAACUGACAAAAGUCAGACAAAAAAACAAAAUAGUACAAAAAUGAGGCACAAAACAAAAGCGAGAAACAGCGACAUAAAUGAGAAAAAAUAGACAAGUUACAAAGCGACAAAGAAAUGGACAAAUGACAAAACCGAGAAACAAAAUGACAAAAAAUAGACACACAAGCAAGACAAAAAAAUACACAAAACGACAAAUAAAGCGAAACACAAAAUGACAAAAAUAAGACAAAAAACACAAGCAAGACAAAAAGGAAACACUGAACGACAAAAAUGAGAAAAUGACAAAAACAUGAGACAGACGACAAAAGCUGGACCAAAAAAGACAAAAAACAACACAAACAAGACAAAAUAUAACUAAAAUGAGACACAAAAGAACAAUGAGCAAUCUAGUAUUUUACUUCAUGAUCAAAUCCAGAAUAGACUGCCCAGGACACUCUGCCCCCCUCACUUUCACCCACAAUAAAUAACAUGAUUUCUUUGGCAGAGAACAGAAUUUAUGUUUAUUAUUGCCUACCCAGGUGGUAAAACCAUCCGAGUGAGAAUCUUGGGAAAUCAACAUAUGUUUCCAAUCUUCACUAAGCAGUGAGCUUCAUUUAUAUCACACAGGGUAAUUAUGCUGCAGUCUGGAGUCCAGUUGUAAAGUAAGAAACUAGUCAGCCUUUUAAAUGAUCUGUUGGUGGUUUAGAUGAGCAAUAAAUAUGCACGGUAUCAACAUGAUUAUCAAUAUCAGCUGAUAAAGGCUUUAAAAUGAGAUAUUGGCAUCAACUCAAAAUGAACACUAUCAGAUAGAUAAUGUACAUCAGGUUGAAAGUUUACAGUUAUAUAAAUAUGUAGAAAUAAAUAUGGUGUUGGGUACACUACCGGUCAAAAGUUUGGGGUAAUCUCGAAAUGUCCUUAUUUUUGAAAAAAAAAAAAAUUUUUUUUUUCAAUGACGACAACAUUAAAUGAAUGAUAAAGCUAGUCUAGACAUUGUUAAUGCGGUAAAUGACUAUUCUAGCUGGAAAAGCUGAUUUUUAAUAAAAUAUCUACUUAACUGGAGCAUGGACAGUUAAAAGCUCAGAUAGAUGAGAAGGUGCCAACCCGUUUAACACCUUAAAAACAAACAAUAAAAUCUUUAAAACAAUUCUGAAGCAGACGUCUGAUCCAGACCCACGUACAGAGAGUUACAAUGGUCUAGCCUAGAUUUGUUGAAGGCAUGUAUGACUCUCUCAAAGUCGUUGUGGGUGCUUUACUUUGGCCAGCAGCCUCAACUGAAAGAAGACGGUUUUGACAACAACUGAUUUGUUUGUCAAAUUUAAAAGCAUUGUCAAAAAUCACACCUACAUUCUUUGACGAGGGUCUAUUAAAGAUUUCCAGAGGGCCAAGAGUACUGAUGCAGUCAAUUAAUGGAUCUGGAUGGCUAAAACCAACAAUUUCUGUUUUGGUUUCAUUGAGAGAAAGAAAAUGAAUGUCCAACUAUAAUCCUCAUGAGGUCCUCUAGGCAGUUUAGUAAUGGCUGGGAUGAACCUGCGGUUUUGGGACUAAUUGGUAAAUAAAUCUGGACAUCAUCUGCCAAACCCUUGUGCAGUUAUGUUAGUGCUUGGAUAUAAAUGUGAGUUUUCAUGGAAAACAUGAAAUUUUCUGGAUGACCCCAAACUUUUGAACAGUAGUGUGUGUGAGUUUGAAUAUUUUUCAUAAUAUGUUAAAAACACUGCAGGAAAAUCUUGAUGUCUGCAGUUAGGUGAAAUAAUCAUAUAUCAUGAGUAGGAAAACAUCACCAUAUGGAAUACAGGAAAAAGUCCACUAUCAUGCAUGCUUACCUUCACAUUAGAGGCCAAAAAGUUUUGCUUUAUAAUGAUUUUUUAUUUGACUGAUCAGUUUCUUCUGGUUGGAAAUGACUUAAACAAGUGCCAAAGAUCACAAAACAUUGUGUCAGCGAUUUAACUAGAUUAAAACUAGUUAAUAGGUAACUAAUUUUAUGUAUUUUUUGUAUUAAAAAAACGACGGAGUUACUCAGUUUCAACCGGAUGGUCUUGAUGGUAAUCCAUGAGUUUAUCUUGGCCUUUUACCAACCAUCCUACCAUGCCAGUUAAGUUCUCACAGCGUGUAAAUCAUUGCACUUUUGUCAUCUUUGGUAACUUGUUAAAGUUAAUUUCCACUAGAAGAAUUCAGUGAGUCAAAUACAGAUGAGCAUGGGUAUGAAUAAUUUUGGGCAUCAUGUUCAUGGCUGUGGAACAUGACUUAUCUCCAGGCUUAGUAGCAGGCUUCGCAACUUCCUAGCUGUUGCACGGAAGUUGAGUCAGAACACAGUGACUAGACCAGUUGGGGUAAGAACUAUUAUGCUUCUGACCCCAACUGAUAUUCCAGUCACCUGGUUCAUUUACUGUAUAUGGUAUGACUGUUUGAACAUGGAGGAACUCUAACAACGAGACCUCGUAGUUACUCAGGCAGCCUAGUCAAGUCAUGGUGAUCGGUGUUUAAAUUCAUCCACUUGACACAAAGAUGAGUCAGUGUGGACAACAGGCUGCAUUUGUAGCAAAGAUGUAAUUAAAGGCCUGUACUAAGGAACAGUUAUCAAAAACUGGAAAACAGUAUUUAGUCUCUUUUGUGAGAAUGUCUGGUUGAGCUGGACGCUGGGAAGAAAGGUCCUUCCUGUGUAGUUCACACCCCGUGUUCUGUACUAAACUGCGAAACACACAAUCGUGAUUUUCUUGAAGGAGUUCCAGAGAUGCCGAGCUCUUGUUGGUCCUUUUGUCUUCACUCUGCGUCCAUCUCAUCCCAAACCAUCUGGAUUGGGUUCAGGUCAGGUGACUGUGGAGGCCAGAUCAUCUCCAUCAUCUCCUUCUUGGUCAGAUAGUCCUUCCACAGCCUGGAGGUGUGUUUGGGGUCAUUGUCCUGUUGGAGAAUAAAUGAUGGUCCAACUAAACCAAACCAGAUGGGAUGUCAUGUCGCUGCAGGAUGCUGUGGUAGCCAUGCUGGUUCAGAGUUCCUUCAGUUUGGAAUAAAUCCCCAACAGUGUCACCAGCAAAGCACCCCCACACCAUCACACCUCCUCCUCCACGCUUCAUGGUGGGAACCAUGCAUGUAGAGACCAUCUCUUCACCUUCUCUGGUCUCACAAAGACACGGUGGGUGGAACCAAAGAUCUCACAUUUGAACUCAUCAGACCAAAGCCCAGAUCUCCACUGGUCUAAUGUCCAUUCCUGGUGUUUCUAGGCCCAAACUAAUCUCUUCUGCUUGUUGCUUUUCCUUAGUAGUGGUUUCUGAGCAGCUAUUGGACCAUAAAGGCCUGAUUGGUUCAAUCUCCUCUGAACAGUUGAUGUAGAGAUGUGUCUGAUACUAGAACUCUGGGUGGCAUUUAUCUGAACUCUAAUCUGAGCUGCUGUUAACUUUCCAUUUCUGAGGCUGGAGAUUCGGAUGAACUUCUCCUCAGCAGCAGAGGAGACUCUUGGUCUUCCUUUCCUGGGGAGGUCCUCAUGGGAGCCAGUUUGGUCGUAAAGCUGGACGGUUUUUAUGACUGAACUUGGAGAUACAUUCAGAGUUUUUUCAAUUUUCCAGACUGACUGACCUUCAGUUCUUAAAGUAAUGAUGGACUGUCGUUUCUCUUAGCUGAUUGGUUCUUGCCAUAAUAUGGAUUCUAACAGUUUUCAAAUAGGACUGUCAACUGCGGACCAACCUGACUUCUGCACAACACAACUGAUGGUCCAAACCCCAUUAAGAAGGAAGAAAUUUCACAAAUGAACCUUGAAAAGGAACACCUGUGAAGAGAAACCAUUUCAGGUUCUACCUCAUGAAGCUCAUCCAGAUAAUGCCAAGAGUGUGGAAAACAGUAACCAAAGCAAAGGGUGGCUAUUUUGAAGAAUCUAAAAUAUAAAACAUGUUUUGCCUCAAUUUUUUUGUUUCCUGCAUAAUUCCAUGUGUUCAUUCAUAAUUUUGAUGCCUUCAGUGAGAAUGUACAAUGUAAAUAGUCAUGAAAAUAAAGAAAAACCAUUAAAUGAGACGAUGUGUCCGAAGUUUUGACUGGUAGUGCCUGGAAUGCUACCAAGGUUGACACCUUUGGUUUAUAAUCAAACCUUGUAAAAUGAUUUGCAAGUCCAGCAUGUAACUUAUCAAGCAACUUAUAUGGACCAAUCCUACUCUACUGUCCUUUGACCUCUACUAUCAUUUCUGAUGUGAACUGAAUAUAGGCUAGCUGUCAGACUACCUCAUGUCUUUUGGAGUCUGCUCUGUUAGAGUGACCUGUGCCUUCAUUUGAUGCUGUCUGAUCACUGAGACCAUGGGGGACCAAAAAUUUGAAGCUUUGAGAAUUAAGCGGGAGAUUGGGUUGAUUGGCGGUGUUGCAAUAGUUUCUGGAACUAUGAUCGGAUCUGGAAUAUUCAUGUCUCCACAGUUUGUUCUGGGCUAUGUGGGAAGCCCUGGAGCAAGUCUGCUAAUCUGGGCUGUCUCAGGACUUGUUGCUAUGUUUGCUGCUCUGUCCUACACGGAGCUUGGGACAAUCAUUCCUGAAUCUGGUGGGGAGUUCAUGUACAUCCUGAGGAUCUAUGGUUCCUUCCCCGCAUUUUUUGCAGCAGUCACAUUCGUCCUGGUUGUGAAGCCUUGCAGUGUUGCAGCAAUGUCAAUCAGCAUUUCAGAGUAUGCCAUGGCACCCUUUUAUGGAGGCUGUGAGCCUCCUCAGCUGGCAGUGAAGUGUGCUGCAGUCGUGUGUAUUCUGGUCGUUGCAACAAUCAACAUCUUGAAUGUUCGGGUUGCUGUCAGAAUCCAAGUGGUCUUCUUGAUAGCCAAAGUGAUCGGGUUAACAGUGAUUGUUGUUGGAGGGUUUGUGGCGAUGAUUCAGGACAGCACUAUGAUUGUGGAGAAUUUGAAAGCUGAGAAUUCGUUUAAAGGCACUCAGCACUCUUUGAGCACAUUAGGAAUGGCUUUUUAUCAAGGACUCUGGUCUUAUUCCGGCUGGUUCUGCUUGAACUAUGUCACCGAGGAGCUGAAAAGACCCGAGGUGAAUCUUCCCAGAGCGUUGAUAAUAGCCAUGUCUCUGGUGACCGGCUUGUAUCUGCUGGUGAACGUGAGCUAUCUGACGGUGAUGACGCCUAAAGAGCUAAUGUCAUCCACUGCAGUAGCAGUGACCUGGGGGAAUAAGAUGUUUGGCAGCUGGGGCUGGAUCAUGUCUGUGGCUGCAGCCUUGUCUGCUUUUGGUUCAUUAAAUGGGACGUUCUUCAGCGGAGGCCGUGUUUGCUUUGUUGCUGCCAGAGAAGGACACAUGCCAGAUAUUCUGUCCAUGGCUCACGUCCACAGACUGACUCCUUCUCCAGCGCUGAUCUUCACCACUGUGAUCUCUCUGGUGGUGCUGAUACCUGGAGACUUUCAGAGCAUCGUCAACUACUUCAGUUUUACUGCCUGGUUUUUCUACGGCAUCACCCUGUCUGGACUGGUCUAUCUCAAAAUCAAGAAGCCAGAGCUUCCCAGACCUUACAGAGUUCCCAUUAUCCUCCCUUUACUGGUCAUCCUAGCGGCAAUAUUCCUCGUGCUGGCACCCAUCGUAGACAAUCCUCAGAUUGAAUAUCUCUACGUGACUUUAUUUAUAUUGAGUGGAAUUAUAGUUUAUGUACCCUUCAUCCAUUACAAGCUCUGCCCAGGACUAUUGAACAAGUUAACAGUGUUCCUGCAGCUCUUUUUACAAGUUGCUCCAGCAGAGAAAAACCUGUGAUUUCCACUGUGUUCACACAGAUCUGCCUCCUGAUGCAGGGAAUCAGAAUCUGCUAAAACGCAGGAACUAAUUUAGUUUACAUUGACUGUCUUUGAAUUAAAGCAAUCUCAUAGGUAUUAUCUUUUUGCACAGUUGCACAAUUUUGUGUUUUUUUUGUCUGACUUAUAAAUCUUAGUUAAAUCUGUAAUGUACAUAGUUUAGGUACUGAAUUUCAGUUUAUUAUAAUGGUUCUUGUCUUUUUUUCCUUGCAAAAGGUUCCAAACAAAACACAUAAAAAUGUAUUUUAAACAAAUUUUAUGACAAGAGAACUCCGCGGCUGUACAAGAAGUUUCCAAUUUCGGAUUUUUUUCUGAAAGAUAUAAAGGUGAAAUGUGUUUUGGAGCACGUAAAAACAAGUAUCCUUUGACUUUGUGUCUGCUGUUCUCAUUAGCUGCAACUUUAUUUGACUGAAGCAGCAAAAAAAAAGUGUCACAUUGCAGCUUCUCCAGGUGAAAAAUACAAAAACUGCAGCAUCUGCUCUCCUUAAACAGUUAAUGUUAUAAAAGCAAUGAAGUUUUAAAGAGCUGUUUCAAUAAAAUAAAGCAUCAGAAACUAUGCUUCACAAAAAAA
Amphiprion ocellaris (clown anemonefish) is the source of this 6804-nucleotide messenger RNA. RefSeq names its product b(0,+)-type amino acid transporter 1. The transcript is spliced from 6 exons. Gene Ontology annotation, molecular function: L-amino acid transmembrane transporter activity. The coding region runs from base 4771 to 6195 and encodes 474 amino acids. The record is from RefSeq and is a predicted model, not a curated record. NCBI's taxonomy places the organism in Eukaryota, Metazoa, Chordata, Actinopteri, Pomacentridae. Gene Ontology annotation, cellular component: membrane. Gene Ontology annotation, biological process: amino acid transmembrane transport.